AGCCAUUGGCUAAAAAAGAUGCCAGUCCUGAGCGUCUCCCUGUUUACGGGGUGGGGCUGCGCAGGCGCCGAAGGGGACCGUCUCUGCACUGGGUUGGGUGCCCCCGCCUCUGUUGUAGCCGUGGUGUUGUCGUUUCUGUCUGGAGGAUGGCUGAGGUGGAAGAAACCCUAAAACGAAUUCAGAGCCAGAAGGGAGUUCAAGGGAUCAUUGUUGUCAAUGCCGAAGGCAUUCCAAUCAAAAGCACCAUGGACAACUCCACCACCAUGCAGUAUGCCAACCUGAUGCACAGCUUCAUCCUGAAGGCUCGGGGCACUGUGCGAGACAUUGACCCCCAGAAUGAUCUCACAUUCCUUCGCAUUCGCUCCAAGAAAAAUGAAAUCAUGGUUGCCCCAGAUAAAGAUUAUUUCCUGAUUGUGAUCCAAAAUCCAACAGAAUAAUUCGCAACAUUAAUUUUUUUCCUUUAAUUUAAUUGUCUCCCUGAAAGAAAGCAUUACUGUUAAUUCUCUCUCACCACUGAAUGGCAUGUGGAAAACAAAAGGAUGAUGGAUUUGGAUUGGAUUCGAACAGAUCAUGUGACCCUGGGCGUGGCCCAGAUUGAUUUUCUUAACCUUUUAUCCACCUUGAAUCUUCCAGGCUGCAACUGGAACCUUCAGCUAUCAGGAAGAAAGCCCUUCGAGACAAGCUUAAUGGCCUGGGCUGGUGCUGGCCCUUAAGGCCUGAACUACCCUCUGGCUAGGCCCCUCCCUUUCCCAGUCUGGGCUCUGGGCUUCUGGUUUUAAUUUUGUUGCUAUUUUGAAAGGCUGUCUAACUAAAAAUAACUGUAACGAU
Molecule: messenger RNA, 828 nt
Organism: Dromiciops gliroides (monito del monte)
Lineage: Eukaryota; Metazoa; Chordata; Mammalia; Microbiotheria; Microbiotheriidae
Gene: DYNLRB1
Product: dynein light chain roadblock-type 1
Exons: 4
Coding region: 147-437 (96 amino acids)
Biological process (GO): microtubule-based movement
Cellular component (GO): cytoplasm; centrosome; cytoplasmic dynein complex
Molecular function (GO): dynein intermediate chain binding
Source: RefSeq, a predicted model, not a curated record